Habropoda laboriosa is the source of this 1992-nucleotide messenger RNA. It is a transcript of the gene tara, whose product is annotated as myb-like protein AA. Bases 321 to 1598 code for a protein of 425 amino acids. Gene Ontology annotation, molecular function: transcription regulator activity. NCBI's taxonomy places the organism in Eukaryota, Metazoa, Arthropoda, Insecta, Hymenoptera, Apidae. Gene Ontology annotation, cellular component: nucleus. The record is from RefSeq and is a predicted model, not a curated record. The transcript has 2 exons.
AGCCAGUAGCUAGUGGGUUCGUCGGUGAGAGUCGUGUCGUUCACUCGAAGUGAUCGUGUGGUGUUACUCGACGAGCUAGUCAGGCGGUAUUCUGAAACGCGAGAUACAAGCAAACGGCGACAAAUAUAUCCGCAAUUGUGAGUGUAUUUCGUGAGACUGUGAGAGAGCAAAACGAACAGAGCAUUUCACGGAGCGUACACCGACGGUGGAGCUUCGAUUUCACGUACUGUUUCUUCAUUGAAAACAAAAAAUCAUUGCGCUAUACUGUGUAUGGUACACGAGCGAUCCAAGAUGCUGUCGUCAGUGCCAGCGAAAUAAUAAUGUGGUGCGACGUUGGUCAGAGUUGUGCAAUGAUGGGUCUGCAGGCCACGGCAGGAAAACGUAAACUGGAGGGAGGUGUGGGCUGCAUGGAAUUCGACAUGGAUAUGGGCGAAAGCCCAUCGAAGUUAGGCCGGGUGGAGGGUAGCUGGUGGGCGAUGGAGGAUAGUUACACCCCCCCGUUGAGCCAAACACCGUCGUCUUAUUACGAUAUGGAAGUGAGUUCUCCCUGCCUGCAGACAAAUCCUUGUCAGCCGACAUCGGCAAGUCCUCAACAACAACAACAGCAGCAGCAGCAGCAGCAGCAGCAACAACAACAUCAAACGGCGCAGCAGCAGCAACAGCAGCAACAACAGUCGUCGACGACGACGUCAGCGCCACCACCAUCUACGGUGGCGCAUCUGCAUCAUCAUCCGCAGCACUACUACCAUCAUCAACGCGGCCCUAGCAGUCCAGUCGGUAACAACGGUUACAGCCAACUGUCGAGGCCUCAGCCGCAGUGGGGAACGCCUCAUCAUUACGAGCCGCCAACGAUACGGCGAGAAGAAAAUGGAAAGAGUUAUUUGGAGCUUGGUUCGAGUUACCGAGCGAACGAGAGGUGCUGCGAGGGUUCGAGGUCGAGCUGGUGUCGGCGUGGCAGAGCGUGCUACAGACAAAGGCGACUGGCCGUUUUAAACAUUUCUAUGUGCAAGUUAGCGAGGUACCGCCAGUUUCCGGAUCCGAGCCUUCAUCGAUCGGUUCUCAUCUGCAAUACACUAAGGCAUCUGGAACGUGAGAUGGAGAGGGACAGAAGUCCACCGCCCAUGGAGCCGGUUAUACCGGCACCGAUUGCUCAACUUCAACCUCCUGAGCAGGGUAGGUUAACACCGUUCCCAAUGCCUCCAACGUCUUCGAACGAAACCGAUGCUGACUCCGGCAUUGGCGAUAGCGAUGAUAGCCGCUCGAUCAACUGGGGUAGCGUACUAUCUCUAUCGAGUCAGUCGCCUCUAGAUCCAUUGAACAACAACGAGUUACUGGACGUCGAUAUCGGUCCAGACCUAGACUUAGACUUCAUGCCUGGAUGGAAGCUGACACCCCUGUCCGCGGACGAUAUCCUUAGGAGUACGACGGCGCAGGAACAGCAACAUCAGCAGCACCAACAGCAUCAUCAUCAGCAACAACAGCAGCAACACCUGGCGCCAGCUAGCGGUAGUUGCGCCAGUAGCAACGUGGGCAGUGCCUGCGUCAGUACUGGCAGUAGCAGUAGUACGCACGAGUCGUUAAUGUGCGUUGGAUCAUAGCCCCCGAUUUUGACAUCGUUGAGUCACCUCAUCGAUUUUUACCCGUUGAUGCCGCAGAGCAAAUAAAUGCGCGGCACCCAUAAAGAACAGCAAGUCGAGAUGCAGAGACGACGUAGUCGCCCGCUCUCGAAUAUGUGUGCGACGCCUGGUCAGCGACUCUCCAGGAGGUCUUCUUUUUCUUAUUUAUUACCGUUCGUGUCAAUUACGCACCGAUCGAUUAUCUCGGUUACGUUCUACUUUUACCACAACCGAUAACUAGCAUGGGUCUGCUCCCUGUGGGAGAGAGGGACCCGUCGUGGUACGCUGUGUUCGUAGGUGCAGCAGGUGCAAGAUUCAUGGCGCAUUGGAAAUGAUGUUUAGAAUUCGAGGCAAGAGAGGUGAUUAGAAUUUGCAC